AUGGACGACGACCGUUCCGUCUUCAACAGCCCCAUCCUUUACAGCGCCCUUUCUUCCUCCAGUUCACGGCACCUCAUACAGCCUGACAUCGACGCCGGCCUUCUUACUCUCUCGGACUACAAGACCCUUCAAAAUUACUUUAAUAAGAAACCCAUAUCCGCGCCUAAUGUCUGGUCGGUAGCAAUUGGCGUUCUCGCCAUUCAAACCAUUCGUCUCUUUGACCGCCAGGCUACUCCCUUCUGGCGUAAACCAUGGACUUUCGCGGUCGUGACGGGAGCAAGCGCCGCUCCCUUGAUUUACUUCCGCAAAGUUGAUCUCGACAUGCAGAAUGAUGUCUUACAACGUCUUGAGAACCCGGAGGGCGUCAAGCAAACGUAUAUCAAUGCUAAAGCGCGUUUCGCUCACGCUGCAGCACCUAAUUUCGAACCUCAUCCUGAUGAACCUCCACCAGCCCUUGGACAUCGCCCCAUGCCUUUAGCCUCAUCUACACCUUCGCCAGCCCCCACAACGGCAUCCAGCCGUUGGGAACAAAUUCGGGCUGCUAACGCGCGAAAUCCGGGUAUGUCUUCCUGGGACACCCUCCGGCAAAACCAUGAGCGUGUCAGCAUCAAACGUACACAAUCCGGUGGUUCAUCUAACCCUGACGAGUUUACCCGUGACGACCAAGCCACAGAACAAGCGCGUUUCGAUGCAUUACUAGAACAGGAGAGAAAUUUCGGGCAAAAUGUAAAUGAAUUCCAGAAGAAAAAGUAG
This is a messenger RNA of Desarmillaria tabescens, 753 nucleotides long. RefSeq lists its product as uncharacterized. NCBI's taxonomy places the organism in Eukaryota, Fungi, Basidiomycota, Agaricomycetes, Agaricales, Physalacriaceae. The transcript is spliced from 3 exons. Bases 1 to 753 code for a protein of 250 amino acids. The record is from RefSeq and is a predicted model, not a curated record.